AUGACUACAGCUCACAGACCAACCUUUGAUCCCGCGCAAGGAAAAGAGGCCCUCCGCGGCCCAGCGUACCACCAACGGCUUUUGCCUGCAUAUACACACCUGAAGACUCGUCAACUUGGCCAGGGAGGCGAAGGCGAGGCCCAACAACGCGAUCUGCGGGCCGAGCUGCUCCAGGCCGAGGCGGCUCACUUUGCUAAGAAGAGGGGCGCUCCAGUCGACGAACCCAUCAUUGAGAGUGCCGCGCCUCCACGUCAAAUAGAAGGGGCUUCGGAAGGCAGUGCAGGCGAAGCAGAGGAGGACCCAGAGGCGAAACGACGACGGAUAUUAGAGGAGACACGAGACAUAGACGCGGACUCGGAAGGAUCAGAGGACGACAGUAGCGAAGAAGAGAGUGAUGACGAAGAUGAAGCCGCUGAACUGAUGCGGGAGCUCGAGAAGAUCAAAAAGGAACGACUAGAACAAAAAGAGAAAGAGGAACGCGAACGCGCUGCCGAGGAAGAGGAGCAACGAGAGUAUGACAUCGCCAGAGGCAAUCCGUUGCUCAACCCACAAGACUUCAACCUGAAGCGGAGAUGGGAUGAUGAUGUGGUGUUUAAGAAUCAAGCUCGAGGCACUGAGGACAAACGAGGCAAGGAGUUUGUGAACGAUCUGCUGCGCUCCGAUUUCCACAAGAAAUUCAUGGUAAGUACGAGCCUUCUUCAUUCUUAUGGCUGCCUCUAA
Aspergillus clavatus NRRL 1 is the source of this 720-nucleotide messenger RNA. RefSeq names its product spliceosome-associated CWC15 family protein. NCBI's taxonomy places the organism in Eukaryota, Fungi, Ascomycota, Eurotiomycetes, Eurotiales, Aspergillaceae. Gene Ontology annotation, molecular function: RNA binding. Gene Ontology annotation, biological process: mRNA cis splicing, via spliceosome. Bases 1 to 720 code for a protein of 239 amino acids. Gene Ontology annotation, cellular component: catalytic step 2 spliceosome. The record is from RefSeq and is a predicted model, not a curated record. The transcript is spliced from 7 exons.